AUGGCGAUGGCCGCGCGGCCACAGACGCCCGUGCAGGAUGCAUAUUCGGUUUCGAAUGCUCAUGACCCAUCCGUCUUGAGUCGCGGAUAUGGUUCCCUGCGCACCUCCUCCCGACCAAACUCCUACGCAGGCAACAGUUCCUCCGCCUUCCACAGUCACGGCGCACUCGAACAAUCGCAACCUCCUUAUAUCGGCCGAUUCAGAGAGGAGCUCGAUACAGCUAGUCACCGCAGCUCGAUCGCGCUGGAAAACCCCGCUUCAAGCCUGCAACGAUCGGUCUCUCAGGCUUCUCAGGCCCGUUCCACCACCCCUUCGCGACAGGGGACCUUGCGCAAAAAGGCCUCUUUGAGUAAGAAGGCGAGCUUACGGCGGAAUGGGAGUCGCCGGUCUAUGCGCGCGGGUAGUGUGAGGAGCUUGAGUCUCGGCGACCGCGAGAAGUAUCACGACGGUUCAGAGGACAUGAAUAGUGCCUUUAUGGUUCCUAUCCCGACUACUGGGAACCCGACCGAAGUGCUGUCUACCCGCUUUCAAGCUUGGCGUAAGAUCUUGAAAGACUUGAUUGUCUUUUUUAAGGAGGUACAGAAAUCCUACGAGGCUCGUUCGAAACUCUUUUUGUCCGCUUCAAAUGUGAUCAACAACCAGUCAACCCCCGCUGGCCUCUUGCAGUCUGGUGGGCUUGCCGAUGCGACGGGUAUUCUGCGCGAUUUCCAUCGACAGGGUUAUACUGAAGCCAAUAAGGCUGUGGAGGUGGAGACGGAAGUCAUUAGCCAAUUGACUGGCCUUCGUAGUGAUCUGCAGAAGAAGACGAAGGAAAUCAAGAGUCUCUCGGGCGACUUCAAGAAUACUGUUGAGAAGGAAAUUGAUGGCACGCGCAAGGCUGUGCGCAAUUUACAUGAGUCCCUGGGCCUGGUUGAUACCGACCCCUCCGCGACAUCAGGCAAGGGAGAUCCUUUCUUGAUGCGUCUGAACGUUGAGCGACAAGUCGAAAAGCAGAUUGAGGAGGAGAACUACCUACACCGAGCUUUCUUGAACUUGGAGAACUCUGGUCGCGAGCUUGAGUCGAUUGUUGUUAGCGAAAUUCAGAAGGCUUACAAUGCGUACGCUAGCAUCCUGAAGCGCGAGGCUGAUGAGGCAUAUGACACUGUUGAGAAGCUUCGCGUGGGUCCCAUUUCAAUGCCCCAAGACCAUGAGUGGAACUCAUUCGUAGCCGAGACGGAAGAGCUAGUUGAUCCCCGGAUUCCUCUGCGGAACGUGGAGAGCAUCACCUACUCUGGUAAAGAUCAUCCUGCCGCGGCCGAAGUUCGCGCUGGUAUGCUAGAGCGCAAGAGCAAGUAUCUCAAGAGUUAUACUCCAGGAUGGUAUGUGUUGUCGCCGACUCAUCUACACGAGUUCAAGUCGGCAGACAGGGUCGCCUGGCAGACACCAGUCAUGUCUCUGUAUUUGCCCGAGCAAAAGCUGGGAUCUCACUCAAACGAGGACUCGAGCUCUCACAAGUUUAUGCUCAAGGGUCGUCAAACUGGUGCCAUGCACCGAGGCCAUUCUUGGGUCUUCCGCGCUGAAUCCCACGAGACCAUGAUGUCUUGGUAUGAAGAUAUCGAGAACCUGAGCAACAAGACCGGCGAAGCGCGAAAUGCUUUUGUACGACAUGCUUCCGUCCGAAGACACGUGCGUAGCGUGAGCGGCAUGUCAACCAACAGCGAAGUUCUGGAAGAUGAUGAAGCCGAUCAGACACCGUACUCUGCCGAGUCAGUCAUUUAUACUCAAGGACAACAGGAGCGUCCAAUGUCCGCGACCCGUCAACCCGGCGGUGCUUUCCCAAGCGACGUCCAGAUCGACCGAAACUUGCAGGAACCCUUAUCACCCUCCAGUGGAGCUAGCUCCGGUGGCCGGGAUAUAAUUGCAGCUGCAUCAGCAUACCCAGACGGUGACACUGCUGCGAGCAACUCUCGAUUCUACAACCAGGCCCAAGACGAUAGCCAAUCUCAGCGUAUUAACAGCGAGAGUCCCGCCAACCAGUCUCGGAAUCGCAUGAGUCGACAUGACAGUUAUUAUGGCCAAUGGAUUGGACCUGCAGCGGUUGUUGCUAAGGAGAAUGAGCAGCAGCAGCAUCAGCCCGAGCCCACCCCAGUCGAUGAUCGAGAGAUCCGAUCCGAUGGGGACCAGGCUUCGGUAGCGGCGAUGUCCGGAGUUAUCGGUGUCGCAGACCGCCGAGAGAACUCCGCUCCGCCCAAUGUUGCUCGCCGUGAGAGUGUGUCUACGGCGCCAACCAACACCAAUCAAACAGAUUACACAAACAAUACUCUGGCUACCUCCGUCGAUGACGGCAUUGUGAGCUCCGUUCCUGUUGAAGAUGGAUUCUUUAAUGGAAGCGCAGGUGGCACAGCCAAAACUGGACCUGACAUGUCCCGCUCCAGGCAGGAGAGACUGGAUAGUGUGGUAGCCAUUGAUAUGAAGAUUCCUGGUCGUUACCCACCGACCAAUGUGGCUGCAUGA
This is a messenger RNA of Penicillium angulare, 2493 nucleotides long. RefSeq names its product SLM1 family PH domain-containing protein. The transcript has 2 exons. Lineage: Eukaryota; Fungi; Ascomycota; Eurotiomycetes; Eurotiales; Aspergillaceae. The record is from RefSeq and is a predicted model, not a curated record. The coding region runs from base 1 to 2493 and encodes 830 amino acids.